This is a messenger RNA of Drosophila subpulchrella, 6474 nucleotides long. RefSeq names its product inactive dipeptidyl peptidase 10. The coding region runs from base 343 to 3276 and encodes 977 amino acids. Gene Ontology annotation, molecular function: serine-type peptidase activity; dipeptidyl-peptidase activity. Gene Ontology annotation, biological process: proteolysis. Lineage: Eukaryota; Metazoa; Arthropoda; Insecta; Diptera; Drosophilidae. The record is from RefSeq and is a predicted model, not a curated record. The transcript is spliced from 9 exons.
CGGGAAACUUGUGUUUGUCCAUCGGCACGUGCCACAGCCAAUUAAUAGUCGAAUAUUCCACUUGGGCCUUGAUUAACUUUUUCUCCAUCGAGCUGUCACUAGCAAUUAGUAAUUCAAUUAAAAGUUCCCUCAAUCCAAUUCAAUGGAAUUUUGCUGCAGCUUCUGUUCUCCGCUUUGCCAAAAACGACGACUGAGCAUCCGGUGAAUAAUAACAAUAAUACUAGUAGUAGUCGUAAAAUAAUAACAACCGCAAUAUAACCAUAAACGUCGCCCAAAUAAUACGUCGGCACAAGUACAACGAUCGGGAACUACGUACGUUUGCAGUUGAGUAAAACCAGCGGCAUGUCGGUCGAUUUGAGUGGACAGCAGGAGCCGACCAUAUCGGUGAUAACCACGGUUCCAGUGGCCCAAAACGGAGGCGAAAUGGACGCCCUGCUGCUCGGCAGGAUUGGGGAACUGGUGGCCAUUUCUCCGGAGCGCCGCAACUGGCGCGGCAUCUUCAUCGCCCUGCUGGUCAUCGCCGCCGUCUUCAGCCUGAUCAUAUUCUCGAUCUUCCUGCUGUCGCCGGAGGACGAGGGCCUGAGGAUCCGGGGGCGCCGGAUGCUGCCCAGCGAUAUCCUGGGCAGGAGUCUCCAGUGGAAGCCCUUCAACGGCACCUGGAGCAAUGGUCGUGAUCUCAUCUAUCGAGAUCCCACGGGCGGCCUUUCCAUUCUCAAUAUGGCCGAUCUCACCACACGCAUUCUUAUGACCAAUUCAACAUUUCGCCAAUUGAAUGCAGAAUCGUUUCUAGUGGCUCCUGACCAGAAAUACGUGCUCCUCCAGUCGGACUCCAAUGCCGAGGGCUCCAGACAUCACGUAUACGAGGUGCAGACGGCCAACACAUUCCCGCUGGGACCAACGGAGAAUAUAGCGGAGGCGCCACGCCUCCAGCAUGUGGUGUGGGCGCCGGCGAAUCCGCCACCACCACUUGGAGCACCACCACCCAGUGGUUCCAGUGGCGCCAGUACCACCACAUUGGCCCCACUGCCCAGUGGCAGCAUAAUCCUGAAUAGCCUGGCUGGGGCGGCCAAUGGUCCAGUUGCCACGGGAUCCUCCGGCUCCUCUGGCCCAAAUCAAAAUGGCAAGCCAGGUGGCUACUCCUUGAACCAAGCCAUCGCCUUUGUGCACCACAACGACAUCUACUACAAGCCCAAGGUGCAGGGCGAACUCGUCUGCCGGAUAACGCAGUCGGGCUCCGGAUCGCCGGAGGGGGAAUCAUCGGGGGUGGUCUUCAAUGGGGUUCCCGAUUGGACGUACGAAAAUGUGCCCGAGCUGGAGAGCCGGAGGAGCAGCAUGCAGUUCUCGCCGGACGGACUCUAUUUGGCCUUCCUCAGCUACAAUGACAGCGAGGUCAACGAGUACAAAUACACCUGGAUGGGUGAUGAUAUCAAAUAUCCGGCGGUGAUGAGCCAGCGCUAUCCAAAGACGGGUUCCCGCAAUCCAAAUGUGACGGUUAACGUGGUAAAUCUAUCCGUGAUCAAGUACAUAUUUCCCACGCAAGUCAAGCUGCCGGGAGAGCUGGCCAAUGGGAGCUACGUGGGCGGCUUGACCUGGGCCUCGCCGAGUGACCUUUCGGUGACGGUGACCAACCGGGAGCAGACCAAGGCCACCACGGUCCUCUGCCGCGCCCCGCACUUCCAUUGCCAGGCGGUGCACACGGAGGUGACCAUUAACGAUGGCUGGGUGCUGCCAUCGGAGCGACCCAUUUUCUCGGCCCGCAACCAGAUGCACAAGCAGUUGGCCAAGCUACUGCCGAAUCCGGAGGAGGUUCAGCCGGAGAGUCCGAAUGUGAGUGCCACGGAGGAGGGCCAGACGCACACCACGCAUGAGAUCAGCAAUGGGGGCUAUCUGCUGAAGCGCCUGCCUGUUCGGGAUGGCGAGCAUGGGCACUACCGCCAUGUGGUCUUCAUAUCCUCGCUGGACCGCAGACCCGUUCCCCUGACCAUGGGCCGGUUUGAGGUCACCGAAAUCGUUGGCUGGGAUGAGCCGCACGAGAUUGUCUACUUUAUGGCCGCGCCGGAGAAGAGACCGGGCGAAAGGCAUCUGUACAAGAUCAAUCUGAAGCUCAAUGUCACCGAAUCGAAUCGGACAUACAUCACCUCCUCGUCGCCCACAUGUCUCACAUGCGACAAUACAGAGUCCACGUACCGGCUGCACAGGGCCAGAAUCUCGCAGCGGGGCGAUCGAUGGGAGGAUAUUGUGGCUCGCUUGGAGCCGGAUGACUGCCUCUAUGAUAUACCCAAGAAUUGCCUGUACAAUCGGGUGCAGUUCAGCCAGGACUAUAGCUACUAUGUGCAGGAGUGCCUGGGCCCGGAGGCGCCGAGUGUUUACCUGGUGGAGACGGCCAGCAAUGACAAGAUCUAUGUCCUGAAUGCCGGCGACGUACUGCGUCAUCGGCUGACCCAGCUGGCCAUUCCCCAGUCGCGCACCUUCAGCGUGGAGAUACGCCAUGGAUUCCAUGCCCAGGUGCGACUCUUCCUGCCACCCGGAAUGCGCGAGGAGGAGGACGUGGCCUUUCCACUGGUUCUCCAUGUCGACGCCUCGCCGGGAUCGCAGCUGGUGACAGAGCGCUUCCAUGUGGACUGGAACUGGUAUUUGGCCAGCCAGCGCAGCUUCAUUGUGGCCCAGAUCGAUGGGCGUGGCAGUGGCUUCCAGGGAGAACUGCUCCGCACCCAGGUGCAUGGAAAACUGGGCACCGUCGAGGUGGAGGAUCAACUGGGAGUCCUCACAUACUUGCGGGACAACCUGAAGUUCAUCGAUCCCCUGAGGAUCUGCGCCUUUGGCUGGGGCUACGGGGGCUACGCCUCCUCCAUGAUGCUCAUCGACGACUCCCAGCAGGUGCUGCAGUGCGCGGUGGCCAUCAAUCCCAUUGUCAACUUUGGAUUCCACUAUUCCUUCUUUACGGAGCGCUACAUACCACUGAAGGGCGACUACCUGCGGGCCCUCCAGGAGGCGGAUCUCACGAUGAAGGCGGGCAACAUCAAGGGUCGCAACCUGAUGCUGAUGCACGGCACCGCCGACACCCUGGUGCAUCAGGAGCACACCCUGAUGCUGGUGCGCGCCCUGGUGGAGCAGCAGGUGAAGUUCCGGCACCAGGUCUAUCCGGACGAGGACCACGCCAUCGCCAGGUCGGUGAGCCAUGUCUACAAGACGAUGGAAUGGUACUUCGACGAGUGCUUCGGCCCCGUCGACGACAACGAGUGGGACCCCACGGGUCUGUUUGUGUUUAAACAAUAAUUAAGACCCCCCUACGAUCCUUACGACGAGGAUCCGCUGGCCAAUCAGCUCAGCGACAUCGACGGCAUCGGCCCAGCCAGCGGCACGGAUGCGGAUGCGGAUGCAGAUCCGUCCGGCGAUCCCGCCGGCAGCAACCUGUCCACCCUGCUGACCGCCACCACGACGACCGCCCCGCUGUCGGCGCUCGACGAACUGGACAACCGGCUGCAGUCCCUGGACCUGAUCACCUCCUCCACGGCCACCACCCUCAGCAAGGUCGCCGGCAAGCUGUGCAACUACAGCAGCAAGCGGCGGCUCCACCAGUCGGAGGCCGUGCUCGCCCAGAAGUCGCGCAUCCUCCAGCACUAGAUCACUAGAUCACUAGAUCACUAGGUCACUGAAGCACUGGGGGACUCCUCCUCCGGGUCUCCAUUCGGGAAUGGGAAUGGGAAUGGGAAUCCUCCGUGUGUCCAGCAUUUGAGUGUCCGUGUGUCCCCGUCCCCGGGGGGCAGAUCCAUCCUCUUCUCACUUUCGACGGGAGUUUGCGGAAGCCUUGUACAUUUUGCUUAUAUUUUUAGAUCCAACGAAUUCCAAACAAAUGUAUUUUGUUGCUGCCAAUCUCAAAAAAUAUUUUUUUGAAUUUAUGUUCUCCUCAGAUUUGAGUUGAUUGGAUUGCAUAAUAUUUGAAUUUUUAAAUAAUUUUAAUUUCUCAAAAGAAGUUUACGCAAGUGUUUUCCACAUAAGACAUAUACAAAUAAGAUACAUUAGAAAUUAUAGUUUAGAGCUCCACAAAUUAUUUCAUAAGGUUUUAUUUUUUAAAGAAUAUGUAUGAAUUUAAAUAGGUUCAGCUGGUAAUGAGUUCAAUUCGAUAGAGAUAAAUUUAUGCAAAUUAUUUAUCAAAGUAAAAAUAUGGUUAAGGGAUUUGAUUACUUUAUUUAUAAUUCAUUUAUUUCGCGUUACUUUAAGUUCCGCAAAUUUGUAACGAAAGUGAAAACAUGAUAUAUUCUAUUAGUGUGCAAGUGUUGAUUCUCCCCAGGCAUUUAUAUUAAUGGGUUCAGUUGUUUGAGACCAGUAAAAGUUUUGAUUGUCAAAAACUGCGUAGCUUAAAAAGCCUAAGAGGGUAAAAGAAAAAAAUUUACUCAUUGAAAAAUUUCAGCAAUGAAAAUAGGCAAGAUUACGUGUUUAAGAUACUUGAUGAUAUAUUUGUUAGAUUUUUGAUAUUAUCUUAAAAUGGUUUCGCAUUUUUAUAUUGGAUUUAUAUUGGUCUAAAGUCGUUCAUAUGAGUUUUUGUAAAAUUGGGGAUUAUUUUAAAGAUAGAUGUCUAAAAGGACGCUUUAAAAACGCUCGGUUUUGGUAGAUCACUAUAGUCACUAUAAGUGGAUAUGGGUUGUUCGUUACAAGCAAAAUCAAAAGGUAUAAUUUAAACCUUAUAACAUUAUAUCAACUUAACUCCCUUUUUUGCCGGCGGGAAUCACGUGUGAAUGAUUAUCGAGAGAACAGAGGAAUUAGGAAACAAAACCAAAGCAAGGUGAUUUAUUUAUGCGACUGAUUAUUAACAUAUGUGUAUUAAAUAAUUAACCAAACUCAUGGUGCGAGGGGGGUGACGAGGCGGUGGAAAGUCGAUGUCCUUGACGUAAGGAUGCAAAUGUAGGGGAUAUACCAAAUUGCUAAGGGCAAUUGCCAACCAAAUACAGCGCGAUAUGUGUGUAUGUGUCAUGUAUGUAAUUUAUUUAGGCCUCAUUGUUGUUUCUUUACGUGUUCGUUUCGAUGUGUAUAAAACAUAUAGUUAUAAUUGACUGAACGUUAUUUUUUUUGUAUAUAUUAACGAUUAAAUUUUAAAACAAAAAUGAAUGUGGAAGCGAAACCGAUAUCGAAACUUAUUGAUAUAAUUAAUUCAUGUCCAAAAUAAAGGGAGGGAGUAUCCCUUAAAUAGCCAACCAGUUUGCGUGUAGUUCGAGUAAUCGAACAGAGAUACCGAACCCCACAGCUUUUUGCCCCUUGAAUGUUUGUGAUAGUCGAGAUAGUAGGCGACUAUAAAAUACCCUGUACUCCAAUCGAAUCGCUUAGAUAGAUUCCGAAUCUCCAUCUCGACCGACUUUUGGUGUUCGAAAGCUUUAAACUUCAUAUCCAUUCGACGUUUAAUGCUGUGGUUACAGGGUAUUUCCAGGUGUCUAGCAUCCAAAACAGACCUAAUUUUAAAACUAAAUUGUAUAUUGAGAGUGGAUGGAGUUGAGAUUGUGCCACACUAAAGACAAGUCCCAGGCUUGCCCAGACCCCCCUUAUAUCGAUCGAAUUGGAUCCGAAAUAUAUAUAUAUAUUAUAUGGUAUAUAUGGGGGGAUGCAUUGGUGUGCUUAAGAGAGAACCAAAAAAAUGGCAAAACAUUUUUUUUUAGAUUUUUUUACCAUUAACAUUAACGGAACGAAGAAGAACGCGAAUUCCAUAUAUGAAAUGGGAUUAUGUUGUCGAAUGCCUAGAUGUUAAAUGUUGCGUCAAUAAGCGAAAUUUUAUUGUAGCGGGGCCGCCGAGGGCCCCCGACUUCCGGAACCCAACUAAAGCUAAGAAAUCCAAAUAAAACCAAUAUAGUCAAGCUUUAAAUGUUGUACACAAAAAGAGGGGUCGAAACCACUUAAAACCCAAGUUAACUAAACCAAAACAAAAAACAUAAUGAGAAAACAAAGAGAAUGCCCAAAAACAGACCCGAGAAUAAAUAAAUGUUAUACUUAACUAAACGAUAAAUGCAUAUUUAUAAAUGUUUAAAACAAGAAUUCUAUAAUAAACUAAUGGAAAACUAUAUAUGUAAUUGUGCUAAGGCAGAAUUUAAUGUAUUCCAAGCUACCAAGGCGAAAAAUAAAACCAUUAACUACGUGGAACCAAACAAUGUAAACGCAAAGCUAACGAAAAAAAUACAAAACACAACUCAUUUCCCUAAAGUACAAAGGAAACGAAGGAAAACCUAUUUUUCAGUUGACCCAAAAGCAACAACACAUCUAAAAAAAAAGACCAAAACUGGACAGUAUUGAACGAAGUGAUUUGGUUUCAAGACAACAUCUCAGCAUAAAGUAUUCAAGCCGAAAUCGAACCGAAUCCAAAUAGAUUUAGAGAAAAUGUACGCAGAACAGAACUAUGUAUUUCCAACAACCAGACACAAGUAUACCAACAAAGAGAUCCAAAGCAACUAAAAAACAAACAAAACGAAACAAUAAAGACAUUUUUGUGUG